GCCGGCCCUGAGCGCGGUCCCGCACUGCGCCUUCCUUCGCGGAGCCGCGACCUGAGCGCAGCUCCGCGGAGCGCGCGGAACCCCACCGACUGCGCGCCGCGCGCCGCGCUCCUCGCACUCCGCCCGGCUCCGCCGGCUCCGGCCCGGCACAAGCUGCCAAGCCGUCCGUCCCCGCUGCGCCCCCGCUGCGCCCCCGCUGCGCCCCCGCGCUGUACUCGCUGCGUCCCCGCGCUGUCCCCUCUGCGUCCCCGCUCUGUCGCCGCGCGGUCCCCGCUGCGCCCCCGCGCUAUCCCCGCUGCGUCCCCGCUCCGGCCCCGCUGCGUUCCCGCUGCGUCCCCGCUCUGUCCCCGCGCUGUCCUCGCUGCGCCCCCGCUCCAGCCCCGCUGUGCUCAGCUGCGUCCCGGCCGCCCAUCCUCGGCGAUGCAGCGCGGCGCCGCCUGGGCGCUGCUCUUGGCCGCGGCCCUGGGGCUAGGCGUGCGCGGGGUUCGCGGCGCGGUGGCCCUCGCCGACUUCUACCCUUUCGGCGCGGAGCGCGGCGACGCUGUCACCCCCAAGCAGGACGACGGCGGCUCGGGUCUGCAGCCGCUCUCCGUGCCCUUCCCGUUCUUCGGCGCCGAACACUCCGGACUCUACGUGAACAAUAAUGGGAUCAUCUCCUUCCUGAAGGAGGUCUCUCAGUUCACCCCAGUGGCAUUUCCCAUCGCCAAGGACCGCUGCGUAGUGGCAGCCUUCUGGGCAGAUGUGGACAAUCGACGUGCAGGUGAUGUGUACUACCGGGAGGCCACUGACCCAGCCACGCUGCGCAGAGCCACAGAGGAUGUCAGGCGAUACUUCCCUGAGCUCCUGGACUUCUCCGCCACCUGGGUUUUCAUAGCCACCUGGUACCGUGUGACCUUCUUCGGAGGCAGCUCCUCUUCCCCUGUCAACACGUUCCAGACUGUGCUUAUCACUGAUGGCAAGUUCUCCUUCACCAUCUUCAACUACGAGUCCAUCACGUGGACCACAGGCACACACGCCAGCAGCGGGGGCGACACCACGGGCCUGGGGGGCAUCGCAGCCCAGGCCGGUUUCAAUGCGGGUGAUGGGCGGCGCUACUUCAGCAUCCCCGGCUCCCGCACAGCGGACAUGGCAGAGGUGGAGACCACCACCAACGUGGGCGUGCCCGGGCGCUGGGCGUUCAGAAUCGAUGAUGCCCAGGUGCGCGUGGGGGGCUGCAGCCAUACAAAUGGGCCCUUUGGGUCCAGGGAGGGAAGGGACGGCUCGUUCCUUCCUGUGUCCACAGCCUCCGUGUGCCUGGCCCUGCGCCCGUGCCUUAACGGUGGCAAGUGCAUCGACGACUGUGUCACGGGCAACCCCUCCUACACCUGCUCCUGCCUCUCAGGCUUCACAGGGAGGCGGUGUCACCUGGAUGUGAAUGAAUGUGCUUCCCAUCCGUGUCAAAAUGGCGGGACCUGCACACAUGGUGUCAACAGCUUCAGCUGCCAGUGCCCGGCCAGCUUCGGGGGACCCACCUGUGAGACACCACUGUCUCCAUGUGACACCAGAGAAUGUAAGAACGGUGGCCAGUGCCAGGCGGAGGAGGGCUCAGCGGUGUGCCUAUGCCUUCCUGGCUACACGGGUGUGGCCUGUGAGACGGAUGUGGAUGAGUGUGCCUCCAGCCCGUGCCUCAACGGGGGCUCAUGUGUCAACCUCAUGGGGAACUUCACCUGCCUGUGCGCAGAGCCCUUCGAGGGACCUCGCUGUGAGACAGGAAACCACCCAGUGCCGGAUCCCUGCUUCUCGGCCCCUUGCCAGAAUGGGGGCACCUGUGUGGAUGCAGAUGAGGGCUAUGUGUGCGAAUGCCCCCAGGGCUUCACCGGCCCCGACUGCAGGGAGAGAACCCCUGACCACUGUGAGUGCCGUAAUGGUGGCAGAUGCCUAGGGGCCAACACCACCCUCUGCCAGUGCCCCCCAGGCUUCUUUGGGCUCCUUUGUGAAUUUGAAGUCACAGCCACUCCCUGCAACAUGAACACACAGUGUCCCGACGGGGGCUACUGCAUGGAGUAUGGUGGGAGCUACCUCUGCGUCUGCCACACGGACCACAACGUCAGCCACUCACUGCCAUCACCCUGCGACUCAGACCCUUGCUUCAACGGAGGUUCCUGUGAUGCCCACGAGGACUCCUACACUUGCGAGUGCCCCCGAGGGUUCCAUGGCAGGCACUGUGAGAAAGCCCGACCACGCCUGUGCAGCUCGGGGCCCUGCCGGAACGGGGGCACGUGCAGGGAGGCAGGCAGCGAGUACCACUGCAGCUGCCCCUACCGCUUCACCGGGAGGCACUGCGAGAUCGGGAAGCCGGACUCCUGUGCCUCAGGCCCCUGUCACAAUGGCGGCACCUGCUUCCACUACAUUGGCAAAUACAAGUGUGACUGUCCCCCAGGCUUCUCUGGGCGGCACUGUGAGAUAGCCCCCUCCCCCUGCUUCCGGAGCCCCUGCAUGAAUGGGGGUACCUGUGAGGACCUGGGCACAGAUUUCUCCUGCCGCUGUCGAGCAGGGUACAUGGGACGCCGAUGCCAGGCGGAGGUGGAUUGCGGCACCCCAGCAGAGGUGAAACAUGCCACGCUGCGCUUCAAUGGCACUCGGCUGGGAUCCGUGGCCCUGUAUGAGUGUGACCAAGGCUACAGCCUGAGCUCCCCCAACUACGUCCGAGUCUGCCAGCCACAGGGAGUCUGGAGCGAACCUCCACAGUGCCACGAGACAGAUGAGUGCCAAGCACAACCCUGCAGAAAUGGAGGCUCCUGCAGGGACCUCCCAGGGGCCUUUGUCUGCCAGUGCCCUGCAGGCUUCACUGGAGUCCACUGCGAGACAGAGGUGGAUGGCUGCCACUCCAGCCCCUGCCAGCACGGAGGCCGGUGUGAGAACGGUGGCGGGGCCUACCUGUGCGUCUGCCCAGAGGGCUUCUUCGGCUACCACUGUGAGACAGUGAGUGACCCCUGCUUCUCCAGCCCUUGUGGGGGCCGCGGCUACUGCUUGGCCAGCAAUGGGUCCCACAGCUGCACCUGCAAAGUGGGCUACACGGGCAAGGAUUGUGCCAAAGAGCUCUUCCCACCAACGGCCCUCAAGGUGGAGCAAGUGGAAGAGAGUGGGGUCUCCAUCUCCUGGCGUCCACCUGAAGGUCGGGCCGCCAGGCAGAUGCUCGAUGGCUACGCAGUUACCUACACAUCCUCAGAUGGUGCCUACCGCCGCACAGACUUUGUGGACCGGAGCCACUCCUCGCACCAGCUGCACGCCCUUGCAGCCGGCAGAGCCUACAACAUCUCUGUGUUCUCGGUCAAGCGCAAUGCCAACAACAAGAAUGACAUCAGCAGGCCAGUGCUACUGCUGACCCGCACACGACCCCGCCCAGUUGAGGGCCUCGAGGUCACCAAUGUGACAGCCAGCACCAUCUCAGUGCGGUGGGCUCUGCACAGGAUCCGUCAUGCCACUGUCAGUGGCGUCCGUGUGUCCAUCCAACAUCCUGAGGCCCAGGAGGACCAAUCCACUGAUAUGGACAAGAGUGUGGACAGGUUCACAUUUGGGUCCCUGCUGCCAGGAAGGAGAUACACCAUCCAGGUGACUGCCCUCAGUGGGCUUGGGGGACAGGAGCCUCCCACUGAGAGCCUGGCCUCGACCCCACUGCACGUGUGGACUCGGCCCCUGCCACCAGCCAACCUGACAGCCGCCAGAGUCACAGCCACCUCUGCCCAUGUGGUCUGGGACAUCCCCACUCCCAGUACCUUGCUGGAGGCGUAUGUCAUCAAUGUGACCACCAGCCAGAGCACCAAGAGCCGCUAUGUCCCCAACGGGAAGCUGACGUCCUACACGGUGCGGGACCUGCUGCCAGGACGGCGCUACCAGCUAUCGGUGACCGCUGUGCAGAGUGCUGAGGGUGACCAACUGCACAGUGAGCCUGCUCACCUCUACAUCAUCACCUCCUCGAGAGACGGCGCUGACAGACGCUGGCACAGGGAGGGACUGCAUCCCCGAGUGCUCAGAAACAGACCCCCGCCCGCACGCCUGCCAGAGCUGCGCCUGCUCAGUGACCGCGACGCGCCUGAAACCCAGACCCCGGCCCCCAGGUUCUCAGAGCUGGUGGACGGCAGAGGGCGAGUGAGUGCCAAGUUUGGGGGCUCGCCUGGCAAAUCGGUCACCGUGAGAUCGCAACCCACGGCUCCAGUGCAGCUUGAAAACAUGGAGGAAGACCCAAAGCAGGUGCCUGAACAGGUCAGCCUGGCCCUCCAGCUUCCUGAACACCGCAUUGACAAGGAUGGGGAAAACACCCCUGGGAACUGUUCAAAAAAUCCCUGUCAGAAUGGAGGCACCUGCGUGCCAGGUAUGGACACCCACAGCUGUGACUGCAACCCAGGGUUUAAAGGCAGACGCUGUGAGCUUGCCUGUAAAAAGGUGCCCCAGCCCUGCACUCGGCUCUUCUCAGAGACAAAGGCCGUGCCGGUCUGGGAAGGAGGCGCCUGUCACCACAUGUACAAAAGAGUCUACAAAGUGCAUCAGGACAUCUGCUUCAAAGAGAGCUGUGAAAGCACAAGCGUCAAGAAAACCCCAAACAGGAAACACAGUAACAGUCCAACACUGAAGAAAUCUUAGAGUACAGGGUUUAGGGACGUUCUUGUUACACUCCAUCAACCUCAUGAGCUCCUAAAGCCCAGGAAGGCAGGGUCUAAAAUUGGACUGAAAGGACACCCUGAAAGACCAGGCCCUGGCUCGCAUCUGCGGCUUCUCUCUAGAAGAUGGACGGCCAAGGCCAGGCAGGGUCCAGCCCACCUCUCUUCAAGGCCACACCAGGGAGACCCUCUGGGCCAAAUCACCUCCCAGUCCUACAAUGCAUGAAACAAGCCUGUGUUGUAGCCCUGGCUGCUGUCUCCUACAGGGACAGUCUGCACCAUGGCCAGGGAGCAACUGCCAUGUGCACCUGGGCCCUGGAUGAGCAGGGCUGCCAGCCAGCAAGGCUCCUGCAGCAUCCAGGAACCAGUUCUCAGAUUCCAAAGUCAGAGGGCAAUUUUCUGCCUGAGACCUAACAAUCAAACUGAGAGGAACUGCCUUCCGGCUUCCACAGCAGAGACAGUGGUGCCAGGAAGGGUUGGUGGUGAGGCCAGACAGAAAGGGAAGCCAAGUUCUAGGCGCCCCACCCAACUCUCCUCCAGCAAAUUCUUUGUGCUGGUAUGUGGUGGACUACAGCCCCAUCACAUGGACCAGUAGAUUAUAAAAGACAAAGUGUUCAUUCAUACUAAGAUGGAGUUUAGACACUUUUAGUCUUCAACUUUUUCUCAGUGACUGUUUUAGGUUUUGUGGACCAACCUGUCUCUGUGGCAACUACUCAGCUUGGCACUGGUGGCACAACCACAGUCACAGACAAGUGACCCUAAAGGUGUGGCUGUUCCAGUGAAACCACAUUUACUAAAUGAGGGGGCAAAUUUCCUGGCCACACUUGGCCAAGCCCUGGUCUAUCGAGUCACCCAGGCCUCAGCCUUAUGCAGAGAAAGCUACCCACCCCCACACUGAUGACAAGUGGCAUGGCAUGGCACCAAGAGCCCCGAGCCUCACAGAAGCACAACGUGACACCCCAACACGUGCAGAGCCUUAACACCAUGGAGAUGGACGACCGGGACAGGCCAGUCCCGACCCAGCUCAAGAAUGCUUCAGUCCUCGACUCGAGUGGCACUCGUCCAGGCUGCCGGCUAGCGUGGUCUUUCACACAUUUUCCUCUUCAGCAGAAUGUGACCCUGGCUUGCCGCAGGGGCUUCCCCACACACUUCUGACCGCUCUGGCUUUUCCCUGCAGAGGAGGCGCAAGCCAUGCAAGCCAACCCCACCUCGGGUCUGCAGAGCAUCGUAGCAGCUGACUCAAGCCCCCACACAUCUGCCACGUACUCUGUCCCAAGUGAGCCCUACAGCCACAGAGGGCACGCCUUCUCAUCUUUUAUAAAAACAUUGUUGGAAGAGUUAAGAGUAUAUUUUAGGCUUUUUAUUAAAAUUUUGUGUGCACAUAUCUGUGUUUUACACAAUUUGUUUUCAGAGAGGAGGAACCGUCAUUUCAAGAAGUCUCUACUGUACCCAUAGCGCCCCCGGCGUCCCAGGCCCACCCGGAGAAGAUGGCCGUGCUCAGUCCGGGGCACUGGCACUGGGCGAAUCAAGAGAACACCAAGGCCAUGCAUGUGUACUGCUGACUUUUGCUGUGUCGCCAGGACCAGUCACUGUGUAUCUAUGUAAGCUACAGCAUCGCUAGCAAGUGGCAAGAUCAAGUGUUAUCACUGGAAAAAUAGAUGAAGCUCUACUAUGAUGUUAAUGACCUCAACCCCUCAGCCAUGAGAACACUGAUGUGUUCCAGUUUUUAACUUAGAAACAUUUUGUUUCUAUAAGAAAUAGUCUACUGAAUCCUGAGCUUGGUGCUGUGUUGUCUUAUGAUUAACUCCUCUUGAUGUUUUACAAAUUAGAUUAUCUAGUAAAAAGACUUCGUGAUGCAAAGGAAUUACAAUUCAUCCUGGAAACAUUCUAAAUGAGACACUGCUUUUUUUUUUUUU
Messenger RNA from Mustela lutreola (European mink), 6553 nucleotides. It is a transcript of the gene SNED1, whose product is annotated as sushi, nidogen and EGF like domains 1. The coding region runs from base 421 to 4620 and encodes 1399 amino acids. Gene Ontology annotation, biological process: heterophilic cell-cell adhesion; establishment or maintenance of epithelial cell apical/basal polarity; Notch signaling pathway. The transcript has 31 exons. Gene Ontology annotation, cellular component: protein-containing complex; plasma membrane. Lineage: Eukaryota; Metazoa; Chordata; Mammalia; Carnivora; Mustelidae. The record is from RefSeq and is a predicted model, not a curated record. Gene Ontology annotation, molecular function: calcium ion binding; Notch binding.